Hemibagrus wyckioides is the source of this 579-nucleotide messenger RNA. RefSeq names its product guanylyl cyclase-activating protein 2-like. Gene Ontology annotation, cellular component: photoreceptor inner segment; cone photoreceptor outer segment. Bases 1 to 579 code for a protein of 192 amino acids. The transcript is spliced from 4 exons. Gene Ontology annotation, molecular function: calcium sensitive guanylate cyclase activator activity; calcium ion binding. The record is from RefSeq and is a predicted model, not a curated record. Gene Ontology annotation, biological process: visual perception. NCBI's taxonomy places the organism in Eukaryota, Metazoa, Chordata, Actinopteri, Siluriformes, Bagridae.
AUGGGACAGUCGCAGAGCACAGAGACCAGUGAAGUAGCUCUUUCCCAGAUUCAGGAGAUGUACAGGAAGUUUGCGAGCGAGUGUCCGAGUGGAAACCUGCACCUGCAUGAAUUCAAACGGAUCUUCGGGAUCACGUGCGACUCGUCCGUCGAAGAAUCUGCUUACAUGGAGAAUCUGUUUCGGUCAUUCGAUACUAACCAUGAUAACAUCAUAGACUUCAUGGAGUAUGUGGCUGCAUUGCAUCUGGUCCUUCGUGGGAAGCUGGAGGAUAAACUGAAGUGGUCCUUCAAAGUUUAUGACAGGGACGGAAAUGGACGACUGGACAGACAGGAAGUGGCGCAUGUGAUCAAGAUAAUCUACAAGUUAAGAAAGUAUGAGAACCCUUCGGACUCAGAAGAACUCGAUCCAGACCAGAUAAGUGACAGAAUUUUUGAGCUUGUUGAUCUAAAUCAUGAUGGUCAGAUUUCACUGGAGGAGUUCAUGGAAGGAGCUCAGAGAGACUCAUGGGUGAUGGAGCAGCUUCGCCUCGACCUGCGACCCACUCGCUGGUUCAUCAAACACCAGCCUAAAAAUUCAUAA